AUGCGUGCCUCCAUCAUCGUCGCCACUCUGUCUGCCCUGGCCAUGGGCGCCAUCGCUGAGACCACCAGCGUGAGUAGCGAGGGCAACCCGGCCACUCAGUACUUGACUGAGACCAACUCCAAUGGCGUGGUCACCGGCCAGCCCAGCGUCGUCACCAGCCAGCCGACUGUGGUGACCUCCCAGCCGGCCGUCGUCACCAUCCCCGCUGGUUUGACCUCGGGUGUCCUCCCCAGCAGCAGUUCCACCCACAGCGGCUUCUCUUCCUCGGCCAAGACCAGCUCUGGCAAGACCACCUCGACUGAGACUAGCACCUCCACGGGCACCUCGUCCUCCUCGUCGAGCACUGACUCCUCUUCCAGCUCGGCCACUAGCUCCAGCUCCACUGGAGGUGCCGCUAUCGCGACUGCCGGCCCUGCUGCCCUGGCUGGUCUCGCUGCCCUGGCUGUUUUCGCCCUGUAA
This is a messenger RNA of Penicillium macrosclerotiorum, 459 nucleotides long. RefSeq names its product putative GPI anchored protein. Bases 1 to 459 code for a protein of 152 amino acids. The transcript has 2 exons. The record is from RefSeq and is a predicted model, not a curated record. NCBI's taxonomy places the organism in Eukaryota, Fungi, Ascomycota, Eurotiomycetes, Eurotiales, Aspergillaceae.